AUGGCGUCGUCUACCAUGGCGCCCAGCAGCGCGGCCGGAUCUUCUGGAUCACCACCACCACCACCAUCAGCCACGACGACAGCGCCGCGCAACAUCAUCGGUCCCCUGACGAGCGUCUACGUGCCGAACCUAAACUGCAACUCGUGCACCUUUACGGGCACCGGGUCGCAGCCGCUCAACAACGACGCCACGGCGUACUGGGAAAACUGCGGCGUAUACUUCCAGGACACGCUGUGCAGGGGCCGGACGCCGCUGCCGUGCAUGCCCCACGUCACGGCCUACAGCGACAUUGCGGGCGCGAGCUUCUUCUACUCGCCGGGCUUACACUGCCCGCGCAGCUGGCGCACCGUCGCGAUGGUGUCUGCCGCGGACCGCAAGCCCGACACGACGUUCCUGUCGCGCAUCUCGCUCGACACGCUGCUGCCCGACGAGACGGUGGCGAUAUGCUGCUACAGCGACUUGGAGUACUUCUCCAACGGCCACGGCGCCGAGUGCGUCAAGACAAUCACCAGCACGUCAUUUGAGUACAACGUGUGCACCACCGACGAGCUCGGCACGCGCACCGUCCCAAAGACCGUCACCGACAUCGGUCACUCCAUCCCUUACACGUACCGACAGAACACCAACAAGACCAUCACGGCGCUCUUCUCCCACAUUUUCAUGUACGGUCCGACGAUACAGCUCAACUGGCGGCCUCAGGACCGCCUCGCGCUUGACAGUCGCAGCAUCAGCAGCAGCAGCAGUGACCGCUCCACGACGAGCAGCGUCGGACCGACGGAUAGUGGCGGUAAUAGUAGCACUCCUAGUGGCGGCAGCGAGAACGUUCGGCCGCCUCUCAGCCAAGCCGCCGUGGCAGGCAUCGCUUGCGGCGCGGCCCUAUUCGUCAUCGGCGCAGGGCUCCUCUUCUUCACCCUGUGGUUUCGUCGGCGCAAGAGGAGGAGGCAGAGGGAGGGUAUCGGUAGCAGCAACGAGAAGCCGCCCCUGACGCCCGGCGGCGGCGGCGGGUUCCAAAAGGCCGAGCUGCCCAGCACCUCCGGCAUGGACGCCGGGCGCGACCGCUUCCACAAGCCGGAACUCGAGGCGCCAAACCGCUUCGAGAUGGACGGCGCCGGCGCCGGCGCGGGGCUGUUUGAGCUGUACGGCGACGAGGAGUUUAUCCCCGGCGAACUGCCGGCGCCGGCGCCGGCGACCAAAGGCGGAGGAGCGGUCGCCGCGCCAAGUCCGGUCGGCCCGCCGCCGCAAUCACGGCCAGGACGUUCCCGCCCCGCCACCGCCACCGUCCGCCGUGCUGGGAAUAACAACAACCACCCCAAUACCAAUACGAACAAAAACAGCACCAGCACCGACAUCGACACCCACCCGUCCCCCGCGCGCGACCACCCCGUAGCAGCACCCGCGGCAGCACCCGCGGCGGCCGCAAGGCCAACGCUCGUGCACGUCCAGCGCAAGGCCGUCAACCCCCCCGCGAGAGGCACGGCCCUGCGCGCGCACCCACCCAGCUCCGAGGCCCCACGCCGCGCCGCCGCCGCCGGCGUCGCCCGGGGCGGCAGUCCUGACUAUCGGCCGAGCAUAGAAGGCGGGUGGAUAUAAUUACAUCGUUGGGCAAUUUUCAGGGGUGAUUCUUUUUUUGGGUUGGAAGGGGGGAUGCGCCCUUGAUUUGGUUUAGUUACUUUUGCAUUGCCUCUGGAGUUUUAUGCGUCUUUUUCAUUCCGGCGGCGGGGGCAGCGUUGUCCUUUAGACUUGCUACUCAUAGUAGUGGCAAAUAACAUACCUACCUAUCGCAUGGUAGUGGAUAAAAAGGGGGGACGGGGGGAAGGGAGGUUGCUUGGCUACAUGCGUAAUGGCGGGAACCGGGCCGACGCGACGCGCUGCCAAGUUCAAGCUGGCAACUACAGCAUAUGCGUAUGCGGAAGGAGUAUGGACGACUUAUGUUGUACGAUUUGUCUGGC
Messenger RNA from Purpureocillium takamizusanense, 1949 nucleotides. RefSeq lists its product as uncharacterized. Bases 1 to 1590 code for a protein of 529 amino acids. Lineage: Eukaryota; Fungi; Ascomycota; Sordariomycetes; Hypocreales; Ophiocordycipitaceae. The transcript has 2 exons. The record is from RefSeq and is a predicted model, not a curated record.